Molecule: messenger RNA, 3894 nt
Organism: Fusarium subglutinans
Lineage: Eukaryota; Fungi; Ascomycota; Sordariomycetes; Hypocreales; Nectriaceae
Product: sugar transporter
Exons: 11
Coding region: 1-3894 (1297 amino acids)
Biological process (GO): carbohydrate transport; DNA-templated transcription; transmembrane transport
Cellular component (GO): membrane
Molecular function (GO): DNA binding; carbohydrate:proton symporter activity; zinc ion binding
Source: RefSeq, a predicted model, not a curated record
AUGCAGUUCGGCUACAACAACUCUAUCGCCGGAGGUUUUCUCAGUCUUCCGUCGUGGGUAGAAACCUUUCCUGCCCUCGACACCGUACACACCAAAGGAGCCGCCAAAGACCAUAACUCGACCCUUCAAGGAACUGUCGUGGCCAUGUACACUCUGGGCUGUCUCUAUGGCUGCCUCAGUUGUAUCUGGCUAGGCGACAAGCUCGGCCGGAAGAAGACCAUCAUCUUUGGCGCCUUGAUCAACACGAUAGGUGCAGCUCUUCAAGCAUCCUCGUACUCACUGCCGCAGCUCAUAGUCGGUCGACUGGUUUCUGGAUACGGCUUUGGACACAUUACAGACACUGCUCCCAAUUGGCAGGCAGAGUGUUCUGGCGCUGCUCAUAGGGGUGCUGCGGUCAUGCUCGAAGGGUUGUUCAUCUCUCUUGGCUUGGCCAUCGGAGGCUGGACGAAUCUUUGCAUGUCCUUCCACCACGGCUCUGUUACCUUCCGGUUCCCCAUGGCCCUAUCGGCUGUGUUCUCUAUCAUCAUCAUGCUUACUACACCACUGUUACCAGAGUCUCCCCGCUGGCUGACAAAGAAAGGCCGUAUCGAUCGUGCAAGAGAGGUUCUGGCUGACUUGACAAACACUGACGCCAACUCCACAGAGGUACGUGAAGCAAUCCGCGAAAUCGAGACAUCUCUGGCCCUCGCUGGAGAAGCCAAACUCAAGGAUAUCUUCACCAACGGCCCUCUCCGCCUCUUACACCGCAUGUGCCUCGCCUGCGCGGCGCAAUGCUUCCAGCAAAUGAGCGGCAUCAACGCCCUCGCUUUCUACCAGGCCAAGAUCUUUGAGGACUACCUGGGCCAAACACCCAGGGCGGCAAAGAUCAUCGCUGCUUCUGUGUUCACGUGGCAGACUAUCUGCUCGCCCAUUGGAGUUCUGACGGUGGACAGGUUUGGACGUCGCAAGCUGAUGAUGGUCUCGUCUUUGGGGAUGGGUGUUUGUAUGGCUGUUGUUGCGGGAGGGUCGUCGCAGCCGGGAGAUACGGCGUCAGUGGGAGUUGCGGCGGCUUUCAUCUUCCUUUUCUCACUAUUCUUCCCUACUGGGUUUCUUGGACUGACGUUUCUGUUUGCCGCGGAGAUAUCACCCCUUAGCCAUCGAGUGCCCAUCACAGCCAUGUCAACUGCCACCGCCUGGCUGUUUAACUUUGUCGUCGCCGAAAUCACUCCCAUUGGACUAGCUACCCUCAAGUACAAAUACUACAUCAUCUACGCCGCCAUCAACAUCUGUCUAACUUUUCCGUGCGUGUACUUCUUCCCUGAAACCAGCGGUCUUCACCUGGAGGAGGUCGACGCCAUCUUCUUGGACACGCGAUACCUGUCCGUCGUCGCCCUCGAGGUCUGGUCGCAUGUCGUCGGUGCAAGAGCCGCAAGCAGCGCUGCGAUAACGAGUUCCCAGCCUGCUCGAAUUGCCUCGGUGCGGGAGAGAAGUGCUCCUAUGGCGCCAAGCAAGCUUAUCCAGCAGACCUCGCCGCGACAAGAUGUUGUCAUUCCAACCAAUUGGCAACAGACGCUAUCGAUGGUUGACACCCAAUCUGGGAUAAAUGAGACUGAGCCCUCAAGCUUGACAGAGACAGCGACUUCCGACUUGGAAGCCAGCGCUGGGAUCGUUGCUCCCUCGCCUGACUCCUUCUUGGGAACUUCAAGCGGAUAUCCUCUUACGAAGCUACUGCGAUCAGCAUUGCCCUCCUCAGUACAUGCACGCCAAAGCCAUCAAGCUGGAACUUCCCACCAAAUAAAUCUCGCCGCACGCUCAUUAAUAGGCGUGCCUGCCAGUACAGGGCUGCAGGUUCAGAGCCAAAAGAUAUCUGACGGCUCACAUUUGCCCAGCAAAGAAGUCGGCGACAAGCUCAUUGAAGCUUACUAUACAAGAGUGCACCCCAAGCAUCCCUUCCUGCCCCGAAAAAGAGUCCAGUCAUUGCACGAGGCGAGGCUCGAGCUCGUCCGGCACAUAAAGCUGUCCAUUCAGAGGGUGUGGCGAAAGGAUGCGACUACGCGACGUUGCAACUGGUACAGUAUCUUUGCGACAGGCAAGCUCGAGAGCUUGGAAGCGAUGCUUCUGCUCACGAUAUACCAAUUAAGGUCGCCGACAGGCCCUGGCGUUUGGUGGAUGAUCGAGACAAAAAUGCGGUGUUGCAUCGAUAACGGCCUUCACCGACAAGUCCCAAACCUCCCUCCAUCUAUCGACGAGAGACGGAAAAGGAUUUUCUGGACGGCAUACAUGUUGGAGAGAUCAGUUGCCCGGACUAUGGGUCGACCUCACUCUAUUUCCGAUAGAGAUAUUGACGUCGCGCUUCCAGCCAAUAUUGACGAUGAAUUAGAUACAGACGAAGCCAUUGUCGCAGCCGUUGUUGAGUCAAGUCAACAUCCUGCUCAGAUCACCGCGCUCACGCCAGCCAUUCACAUAUUCCGGCUACAACAAAUAGAUUCCAAGAUUUCAUACACGGUAUGUCGCGUGGACAAGGAUGUGUCCGAGAUAAAACCACACAAAGUCACACGUCUUCGACAAGCUUUGGAAGAGUGGAAGGCUGCAAUUCCUCAGACCGAUCCUGAGAAUAGACCACAUCCUUACCUCACGACAGAUUAUCACAUGAUUCAAUACCACAAAGCCAUUAUACUCCUGAACCUCCCAUUCUUACCCACCCUCACCCCGCAGAGCCCAACCUUCCAUGAGAUCGUCCACUCCGCCGGCCAGGUCUGCUCCCUGUCGAAACGCCUUCACGACCAACAGACAUGUAUCUCCUUCUCUCUACUCUCACUCCACGCCAACUUCGUCGCCGGCUUGGUCAUGGUAUACUGCUUCUGUCUAGACUCGUCAAUCUUCAGUCCCAAAUUCAGCAGGAGCGUACGAGCGUGCAGCACGAUGCUAUACAUCAUUUCCGAGAGCUGGCCGAGAGCGGUUCAGGCUCGAAACGCAUUUGAUCGCCUUGUCGCUGCUACCAUAGAAAGUGAACACGAUGAAAACAACGGCCUUUUCAGGACUGAGGAUGAUAUACAUGUGUCGCAGGACGGUUUUGCGGCAGACGAGUCGGGUCAUCUAGAGGUUUGGAAUAGCUUUGAGUCGAUACCUGGGGAUCAUCAGAUUGAUCUGGGGACUUGGAUGCAUGAUAGCAUUUUUGAUACGAUGGGCCUCGCGGUCAAAUUUGGCCGGGACGAAACUGUCAAUAUCUCUGAAGGUCAAUGCCUCUGGGCCCUUAGGCGAGUUCUUCCACAAGUCCCGGUUCCGGAAAUAUACGGCUGGUCCACAGAGGAUGGCUACGUGCUGCUUUAUAUGGAGAUGGUGAACGGCGUCACCGUCGAGGAACGUUGGCCAUCGAUGACCGAGGAUGAGAAGACGGGUUUCUGGGGCGCACUGAGAUCUAUGGUCUCGAGUCUACGGACACUGUCUCAAGACCCCAAUGAUCAGUUUCUUGGCCGAAUGGAUCGUAGCCCUUAUUAUGACAUCUCUAUCACCAAUUCUAACAGGCCCCCAGCUGGUCCUUUCACCACUGUCAAAGGUUUCCAUGACUGGAUCUCACUAGUGCUUAGGCAGGCCGUUAAAGAUCAUUGGCCAGGAAUGAAGCCAGAAGAGAUCCCUGAUCCCUAUCGUGAAAUGCUCCCAGAUGACGGCCAGGUUGUCUUCACCCUCGCCGAUCUCCAUCCGAGCAAUAUUAUGGUCAGCCCAGACUCCCCAUCUACGAUCGUGGCACUUAUCGACUGGGAACAAUCCGGAUGGUAUCCUGACUAUUGGGAGUUCUGUAAGGCUGAGUAUACAGCCGAAUUUGGUUCAGAAUGGCAUGGAUAUAUGCUGAGAUUCUUGGAAGAACCUAAAGCGAUAGAUGGAUUUCUCGAGUAUACUAGAGCACUGGGUCAUUGA